This is a messenger RNA of Argentina anserina (silverweed cinquefoil), 595 nucleotides long. Its product is annotated as mitochondrial import inner membrane translocase subunit TIM10. NCBI's taxonomy places the organism in Eukaryota, Viridiplantae, Streptophyta, Magnoliopsida, Rosales, Rosaceae. The record is from RefSeq and is a predicted model, not a curated record. Gene Ontology annotation, cellular component: mitochondrial inner membrane. Gene Ontology annotation, biological process: protein insertion into mitochondrial inner membrane. The coding region runs from base 118 to 372 and encodes 84 amino acids. The transcript is spliced from 6 exons.
UAGCCGUAUACCUCAAAUUACAACACUUCGGCUGCAAAGCGCAAAUCAGAAAUCUAAACCCCAUUACAUCCAUAGAUACCAAUCACAACACUCGCUAUUCCAUCUCACUUGGGUCCAAUGGCUGCUAACAUUGCUCCUGGGAGUAUUGACAAGGAACAGAUUUUCGGUAUGGCUGAGAAGGAGAUGGAGUACAGGGUUGAGUUGUUUAACAAGCUUACCCACACAUGCUUCAACAAGUGUGUUGAAAAGAAGUACAAGGAGUCUGAGCUAAAUAUGGGUGAAAACAGUUGCAUUGAUCGCUGCGUCUCAAAGUACUGGCAGGUAACUAAUUUAGUUGGUCAGCUGCUUGGUGCCGGUAGACCUCCUAUGUAAGAUUUGGACCUAGUCUACUGGAGUCUCACUCUUCUUUCGAUAAUUGUUGUUGGAUUGGGGUAUGUGGAACUGUAAUCGAUCUCUUGCUACUCUCUUUUGUUGUUGGGGAAGUUUUUGAUGUAUACUGCUGUUCAGUUCCAUGAUAGAAUUGGAAAUUAGUCUCUACUGUUUCCUCAAACAAUUGUCAUUGUUUUUUUACUUUAAUGUUGCACCUCAAAGUGUU